AUGGAAGAACAAGACCUCAGGAUUGUCAGAAGAGCAGUGAAUGGCAUUUUAAGCGAGGUAACUUAACGUUAUUUUCUUUAUUUUGUGUUUAGUUUGAUUAUAAGACCAACGAACUGAAUCAAAGGUCCAUCAAGGAGAUAACGAGUGUGAUCAAGAAGAAUGACGGUGUUAUUUUUGGCUUCUGUGUUCAAAUCUUUGAAGAACUCAACAAAAAAGAUUGUGAUCGAAGGUUGGGGAUGGUGUUGAUCACGGAUUACUUCUUUCAACGGUCUCACAAGUUCAGACUGGAGAUAAUCAAGCAUCUACAAGACUUUAUGAUGCUUAGUUUGGAGACGGAUGCAGUUAGAUGUCCAUUACCGGAUCCGGUAUCAGCAGCCAGGAAUUUGAAAAAGUGGUCGUUAAAGAUUGUGAAGGGAUGGAUUGAGAAGUUCGGUGCAGGAUACGUUAAAUUGAAGGGUGCUGAACAGUAUUUGAAGAACAAUAAGAAUUUUGACUUCCAGGCGUCUGGCGCGGAGCUUUUGGUAUGUUUUUGAAUUUUGUGCUUUGUUUUUAGGUAUAGUGAAGCAAAAUGUUCAUCACUUGAAAACUAGUUGAUGUAUCUUGGUGAUUAUUGUUUUUUGGUAUGUAUAACAGAAUUUAUUUAUUGUAGACAAAGGUUUGGAUCAAUUUAUAAACUUGUUUUUGAGAUAAAUCAAAUUUUAUAUUGUUAUACUUAAUAAUCAACCACCUUGUUUUAGAUUGAACGCCAACGUACAGAAGAAGACAAUUUUAAACAAAGAGUGAAUGCAAAAAAGUGUGGAGAAGCUAUUCAACAGGUUUUGAAUGAAAGUCGACCAGAUAUUCUACGAACUUUGCUGGAAUGUCGGAAUUCAAUUGAUCUUCUCUAUCCAGACAUAUUUGAACAAAAUUCUACUGAUAAGCCCACUAGUUCAAAAGAUUUGACACCUGCCGAGUUUCAAAAGCUGCAUGGAUACAAGCCUAAUACUGAUGUUGAAGUUGUGAUACGAUCAGGUUUGUUACCUUUUCGAAACAAUUGAUCUUAACGAUGUUAACCAUGAUGACUUUGGUAUUUGGGUUUCAAACGGGUAUUUUAAAGCGGAAUUGAAGGAUUAAAAGCUAAAUUUUUAAUUAUUAGGUAACAUAGUGAUAGAAGAAAACGAGGACAACAAAGAUUUGGUCAAUGCUUUACAAGACGCAGCGAUAUUACUCAAGAAGUCGAUGUCAACAUUGCAGAAAUGGCUGAAACGGCUGGUUCAAGUUGGUGGAGACCAGAAUCAAGCUUUAGUUAAGGAAAUUGUGGAGCUAAAAGGCUCCUUGCAACGCGAAUUGAAUCGAUGUGAUCAAUUAAAGAUUGUGAAGGCGGAUUCUGAUGAGGACGACGAAUCCGAUGGGUUCGUGGAUGUUGAGGAUGAUGAAGCUGCUUUGUUGGGUUUUGAUGUAAGUAGUGGGGUAUAUUUUUGUUUUUGUGUUCGUAUUGCAAUAUUAUUCAUGUUAGUAACAAAAAAUUUUCAAAAAUUCAAGUUUUUUUAUAUUUUUUAAACUUUUGGGCAUCAGGUGGCUACUACAAUAUAAUUUUUUAAAAACUAAUGAAAACUUUUACUGUUUGGCCAAUUUUAUGUAAUUUCCUGUUCGAGUAGAAUCUAGACUACAUUUUACAGGCAGAUGAGCUACCACCAACAUCAAAUUUGGCAGAAGUGGAUGAUCAGAAACCAUCUACUUCAAUGUUACCUUCAUCAUCUUCAGAAGGCCAUAACAAUGUCAAAAAUGGUCAAAACGAUGAUGAUCUUGAACAAAAACCUUCAACAUCAUUAGAACUUGAUGAUGAAAAACCGUUAAAUUUAAAAUCCACCCCCAAAACGGCAAAAACUUUAAAAUCCCUGCCCAAGGACGAUAUUCCAAGAGUUCGUUUCGGCUUGGACCUCAAAUAUUGGGGCCAAAAAGUGGAGCCAGCUUCAGUGGAUCGAAAUAUAUUCGAUGGCCAUCGAUUCUGGAAAGGCUAUGACCCAGGAAGUGACACAGCCAAAGAAGCCGAGGAGAUAUACACGGAACGAGAGAUAUUAUUCAUUGGGAAACGACCCGAAAUCAAGAAAAGCUGUCGAUUUCCAAUGGAAAACGGGAAACUUUGUCCGCGAAUGGACCUGGAGCGGUGUCCUUUUCAUGGUCCUAUUGUGGAACGAGAUGAGAUGGGCUUUCCUGUUCAUGAGUUGGGUAGAACGUAG
Messenger RNA from Bursaphelenchus okinawaensis, 2219 nucleotides. The record is from the annotation of a GenBank genome assembly. NCBI's taxonomy places the organism in Eukaryota, Metazoa, Nematoda, Chromadorea, Rhabditida, Aphelenchoididae.